This is a messenger RNA of Mandrillus leucophaeus (drill), 1363 nucleotides long. RefSeq names its product formiminotransferase N-terminal subdomain-containing protein. Bases 419 to 772 code for a protein of 117 amino acids. The record is from RefSeq and is a predicted model, not a curated record. Lineage: Eukaryota; Metazoa; Chordata; Mammalia; Primates; Cercopithecidae. The transcript has 4 exons. Gene Ontology annotation, molecular function: folic acid binding; transferase activity.
AGGCUGCGCGCGGGCCACGCGCGGCGGCGACUCGGGCUAGGCAGCCGCGUUGCCCCACUGCCCUUCGGUGCGCGCAGGUCCGCUCCCCUUCCAAAAACUGCGGAGCGGGAGGCGCGGCCGCUAGUUCGAGAGCUCGGCCGGGGCAGCGCAGCCGCCGGCCGCCCCUCACUCCCGGGCGCCACAACCCCGCGCCCUCGCCGCUGCUGCGUCCCGCGAGACCUGUGUGGAGUCCGGGAGUCACUUCGGAUUCCCUUUCAGCGCACGUGGUCCUGGGACACUCCACCCAGGAACCCAGGCGGAACCGCCCAGGGAUUCCUAGCAGCGGGGUUCUGGCCGCAGCACGCGUUGCAGCAGCCUGGCGAGCCUCCUUGCGGCCUCCAAGUGCCGGUGGGGUGCGUGCGCAGGGGGCAGAAAAAUCAUGUCUUCUUCCAGAGUGGGACUCCGUUUGGCUGCCUGUUUACUAAACAUUUCAGAAGCCAGAAGAAAAUACAUUGUUGAGAACAUAGCAAAAGCAGCUCUUCUUGACAAAAAUGGAAAGAAACAUCCUCAAGUGUCAGUGCUCAAUAUAUUUUCUGAUCAAGACUAUAAUAGAUCAGUCAUUACAAUAGCAGCUUCUGUUGAUAAGUUGGGCUUUGCUGAGGAUCUGGUGCGGCAUGUUCCUAGCUGUAGCGUGUUUCUCUUUGGCGAAGCUGACCUGCCUGAGAAGCGUAGUCUUGUCCAGAGAAGGAAGCAGCUGGGUUGGUUCACGAGGAGAGAUUUCAGUGCUCUUUAGCCUGACCUGGGAGCUGCCCCUGCCCGAAGAUGUGGUUUAACAGGUUCUGAGCAUGGUUUUUGCUUUGCUCUGUAUUUUUUUUUUUUUUAAACUUGAGGUCCCCUUUCUGAGUCACACCCUCUUAAUGCAGGAAGAGUUAUAGGAGUGGCUACUUCUUAAAUGGGUGAGGCUCUCCUUUCUGCUGUUACUCUCACCCGGGCCCUGUUAAGCUAACCUGUGAGCCUAGAAGCACCCGUCAGGUAUUUGAUGAGGGCCCCCAGAAGGGAUAUUCAAGAUAUAUCAUUAGCCCUGCAAUGUGAUCACUGAUGAAAAGAAUGCUCAUAGCUCCUGGCACUGGGGCAGGGUCCUGGAGGCCCCUAUCUGUGAAUGGUGUGGGGUGUGCCCUGGGGUGUGAUGGAGACACCUGGGGAGGGAGGACUUAGGGAGAGAUCACUUCUAGCUGGUAGAAAGGUCUUUCAAUACUUAAAUAUCAGUGUAGCCAAGUUGGUACUUACAGCUGGAAAUCAGUUCUAGAGGAACCCUGGAAAACAUCUUUUCUAAAUAACGGACUUCUAGAAUACAGAGACUAAAGACUGGGAAAAGAAACUAUUC